GUUAAGCCUGGUGCGGGAACGCGCGCGGAUUUUCAACCAUCUCAGCGCUGCGCCUCGCGCUUCUCUCUCCAACUCCAUGGCGAUGAACAGAUUCUCCACUGGCACUGAAGCAUGGAACGGGACAGAGCGAAUGCGUGUUGCCACAGGAAUGAGUGAGUCGUCAUCCAUCCAGUCAGAAAAGCUGCUCUCACUCGCCCGCUCACUCUCAGAGUUGGGGGCGGACACAGCCAAUGGAAACCCGAAUGCCAACCCCAACUCUGAAGGAGAGCAGCUCCCUAUGGAGUCCAACAUAGAGCUUGGCCGUGGACUGUUCUUUUCCGAUGGACGCAGGAAGGUGGACUACGUUCUGGCCUAUCAUUACAAGAAGAGGCGGACUUCCCAACCACGCCUUUCCAUUGUGUCUAAUGGGAGUCUGCCAAUGCCAGCAGCCGUGAGAUCUGAUGCACAUGCCGAGCUGGGGGAGGGGCAAGGGGUGGGGCCGGAUGGAUCGGGGGAGGAGUCUAAAAUGAGUCAGGAAGAAAAGGCCCUCAUCAGGGAAGAGUUUGAAUAUGGACUGUUGGAGGCUGGACUACAGAUUGAACGAGAUAAAGAGACUAAGUCACAAGGAAUAGGUUUUAUUCGGCUGCACGUUCCCUGGCCUACACUCAGCCGAGAGGCGGAGCUUCAGAAGAUCAAAGUGUCGGUGAAGAAGAGUUAUGAGUUGCGGGAGCGAACGGGCAUUGCCGGGUCUCUGAUCUCCUUGUGGACCAUGCUGAACCAGCCAUUCCAACCCGACGUCCCUGACCCACAGAACAACACCAACACACUGACCAAGACACGCUCCAAGACGCUCACACACCCGUUCCUCCGAGAAAAACUACACCUGUUUGACAUUGAGUCGACAGAUACCCUAUUUGACAGUGCCACACGCUGCAGAAUAGUUGCUGAGAUAUUGUCACGUAUUACCUGCACACAAAAUUGCCAAACCACUGGCAUCACAGCAUUAUUGGCUAAUGGUGUCUACGAUUCUGCCUUCCCUCUACAUGAUGGAUCAUUCACGAGGAAAGGCGGGAAAGAUCAACGCAAUGAUCGACAGCUCCUCCAUGAGGAAUGGGCCAACUAUGGAGUCAUGCACAAGUACCAGCCUGUGGACUUGAUCCGGAAAUACUUUGGGGAGCAGAUAGGUUUGUAUUUCGCCUGGCUGGGAGUCUACACCCAGCUCCUCAUCCCCCCCUCUGUCCUGGGGGUCAUCGUCUUCCUCUAUGGCUGCUUCACGGUCGACACCAACGUGCCCAGUCAAGAGACAUGCGAUGACGGUCUGAACUUCACCAUGUGUCCCUUGUGUGACGGAGUGUGUGAUUACUGGCGUCUGAGCUCAGUGUGUUCCCUGGCCAGGGCUUCCUACCUGUUCGACAACGGCGCAACAGUCCUCUUUGCGAUUUUCAUGUCCCUCUGGGCUGCCCUGUUUCUUGAACACUGGAAGAGGCGGCAGAUGUGCUUGAAACACAGUUGGGACCUUACCAGCUUGGAGGAUGAGGAGGAGAGAGUGCAGGACGAGCCGAGGCCUGAGUAUGAAACCGUUCUACAGGAGAAGAAACAGAAGAUGAAAACAAACAAGAGGAAGAGCAAUCAGGAGGAAGUAGGAGGUGGCGGAGAGAGAGACAAAAUGCUGGCCUCACAGAGAGAGCCAGAGUCUCUGACUAUUGAGGAUCGUCUCCCUGGUUACCUUAUCAAUAUCUCCACUAUUUUGCUUAUGAUUGGAGUAACGUUCUCGGCAGUGUUUGGAGUGAUCAUGUAUCGUAUCUCCACGUUGGCUAGCUGGUCUAUGAACCCUGACCCUGAGGCCAAGGCUAGCGUGAGGAUGACCGUCACCACCACAGCCAUCAUUAUCAACUUGCUGGUGGUGUUGGUGCUGGAUGAGAUCUAUGGAGCCAUUGCUGUCUGGCUAACUGAACUGGAAAUCCCUAAAACGGAGGCCGAGUUCGAGGAGCGCUUGAUCCUGAAGGCUUUUUUCCUCAAGUCCAUGAACGCCUUUGCACCUAUCUUCUAUGUGGCCUUCUUCAAGGGCAGGUUUUCCGGGCGACCAGGGGACUAUGUUUAUAUCUUCGGAGACUUCCGUAUGGAGGAAUGUGCCCCUCCAGGCUGUCUCAUUGAGCUGUGUAUCCAGCUCAGUAUGAUCAUGCUGGGGAAACAGCUCAUCCAAAACAAUGUCUUUGAAAUUGUUAUACCAAAGCUGAAAAAGAUGUACAGAACCAUGAAAGAGAAGGAUAAAGCCAAAGGAGAGGAGGAAGAGGAGGAGGAGAAGAGACCCAAGCAGCAGUGGGACAAAGAUCACGCCCUGGAGCCCUUUGAAGGCCUGAGCCCUGAGUACAUGGAGAUGAUAAUCCAGUACGGAUUUGUUUCUCUAUUUGUCGCGUCCUUCCCUCUGGCUCCUGUAUUUGCUCUGCUCAACAAUGUCAUUGAGAUUCGCCUCGACGCUGCCAAGUUUGUCACCGAGAUCCGAAGACCGGAUGCUGUGCGCUGCAAAGACAUAGGCGUUUGUCAUCUCCUUCACGUCUGAGUUCAUCCCCAGGAUGGUCUACCAGUUUAUGUACAGCCAGAACGGCAACAUGAACGGUUACACGGAGCACUCUCUUGCCUACUUCAAC
Messenger RNA from Hypomesus transpacificus, 2627 nucleotides. RefSeq names its product anoctamin-2 (gene ano2a). Gene Ontology annotation, cellular component: plasma membrane. Gene Ontology annotation, biological process: chloride transmembrane transport. The coding region runs from base 77 to 2539 and encodes 820 amino acids. The record is from RefSeq and is a predicted model, not a curated record. Gene Ontology annotation, molecular function: chloride channel activity; protein dimerization activity. NCBI's taxonomy places the organism in Eukaryota, Metazoa, Chordata, Actinopteri, Osmeriformes, Osmeridae. The transcript is spliced from 24 exons.